CAUGUCCUGCCGGUUGUUAAACAUUUCCGCUUCCAAAAAGAACACUUGCAUUCUUCCAUCUUCAUCUACUUAGUAUCAUCCCAAUCGUGAUUGUCAAGAUGGCCAGCCGCAUCCACCGCGUAACCAUGUUCAAGCUGCCCAAGCCUGCUGACCAGGUGGCGCUGCUUGAGCAGUACAAGAUUCUCAGCAAGAACAACGAGAAGGACGGCAAGCCGUAUAUCCUCUCCCUCGUUGCGGGUGUUGCGGAAGAAGACGCCAGAUCCCAGGGCUACACCGUCGUGGCCAAGAGCGAAUUCGCCAGCAUGGACGAUCUCAAGUACUAUGACAACGAAUGCAAGGCUCACCAGGCCCUCAAGGCUACUGCAAAGACCCUCGGCAUGGAGGGCGUUAUGACUGUCUUCUUCAAGCCCCAAAUUGUCGAGAGCAAGGAGUAAAACGACACAAGAGAGUAUUUACGCCAGUUCAUAGCAUGCAGAGCAUCGUUAAAUAAUACUACUACGUCAAGUCUACCGUC
Messenger RNA from [Torrubiella] hemipterigena, 514 nucleotides. The record is from the annotation of a GenBank genome assembly. NCBI's taxonomy places the organism in Eukaryota, Fungi, Ascomycota, Sordariomycetes, Hypocreales, Clavicipitaceae.